CAUUUCACUAACCACUAAAAUGGCGACGGCUGCUGGCGAUCAUGGUGUUGAAACUAGUAAAACAAACGGUUCAGUAUUUGUGGAGGGUAAACCAUUGCAAGUUAUUCAAUGCAAAGAAGGCGAGCAUAAGUUAACAUUAGACGAAGAUGCCAUAAGAGAUGUCCUCCUUAGCCCCGAAAUAUGUAAUAAAAACGUAGCAGUUGUCUCUGUUGCCGGUGCCUUCCGCAAGGGAAAGUCCUUUCUACUGGAUUUUUUUUUGCGCUACUUAGAGGCGAAUGGAAGUGAAGAUUGGUUAGGAAAUGAUACAGCUUCCCUUGAAGGUUUUCCAUGGAGGGGUGGAUCGGAAAGAGAUACCACAGGAAUGCUUUUAUGGAGUAAACCAUUCGUUAUAAAAAGACCUAAUGGAGAGGAGGUUGCUGUAUUACUUAUGGAUACUCAGGGAGCUUUUGAUAGCCAAUCAACCGUAAAAGAUUGCGCAACUGUGUUUGCUCUUAGUACCCUUUUGAGUUCAGUUCAAGUUUAUAAUAUAUCAAUGCAGCUGCAAGAAAAUGACCUUCAACAUCUACAGGUAGUUGCUCUUGCUAGUCAUUAUGAUAAAGUACCUAAACUUUUUACUGAAUACGGGCGAUUGGCGUUGCAACAGAGCGAUUGUACACCAUUUCAACACUUAGAAUUUCUCGUCCGUGAUUGGCCAUACGCAUAUGAGUAUGAUUAUGGUGACGAAGGUGGAAAUAAGUUUUUAACCAAAAAAUUAGCAAUAGAAGAUAAUCAACAUCCAGAAUUGCAAUGUAUAAGAGAACAUAUUAAAUCAUGUUUUUCGUCAAUUGGUUGCUUUUUGAUGCCUCAUCCUGGUCUAAAGGUAGCAAAUAGUCCGCACUUUGAUGGAAGGCUUCAAGAUAUUGAAAAAGAAUUCAAAGACGCUUUGAAAAAAUUUAUACCUAUGGUCUUAUCAGCUGAAAAUUUAGUAGUCAAGAAAAUUCAAGGAGAAGCCAUCACAGCGAAACAGCUACUGGAAUACUUCAAAUCUUAUAUAAAAAUGUAUGAUAGUGAUGAAUUACCUGAACCAAAAUCAAUGCUACAAGCAACAGCGGAGGCUAAUAAUUUGUCUGCUGUUGCAACUGCAAAAGAGCAAUAUAUUAGAGAUAUGGAAGAGUUUUGUGGAGGUGAUAAACCAUAUGUUGGUCCGGAUAUAUUGAAGGAAAAGCACGAUCAUUAUUUGAACAGCACUUUAGAAUUUUUUGAUUCUAAACGCAAAAUGGGAGGACCAGAGUUCUCUUUACCAUACCGAACACGUUUAGAAGAGGAGUUGAUACAAGAAUACGAACGUUUUAUCUCUAACAACGACUCGAAAAAUGUUUUUGCGGCUGCUCGAACUCCUGCAGUAUUUUUAUCGCUAAUGAUUAUUUGUUACCUAAUUGCCGGUAUAUUGGGGAUAUUAGGGUUGGAAAGUUUAGCAAACUUGUUCAAUCUACUUAUGGGUUUAAGUCUAGUCGUCGUUGGAACUUGGGCCUAUGUUAGAUAUUCUGGUGAAUAUAGGGAUAUUGGAAGUCAUAUCGAUUCUGGGGCUGAAAUGCUGUGGGAUAGUGUUCUAGGACCUAUUUGCAUGAAGCUAAUGCAGAGUGGGGCCCAACAAGCUUUUAAGACAAAGAAAAUGAAAUAG
Molecule: messenger RNA, 1660 nt
Organism: Dimorphilus gyrociliatus
Lineage: Eukaryota; Metazoa; Annelida; Polychaeta; Dinophilidae
Source: the annotation of a GenBank genome assembly